UUCUUCCCCGCCCUGUACGGCACCGACCCGGUCUCGCGCCGGCAGCUGGUCUCCUUCCUGACCGACGGCACUGUUCUCCUGACCAUCUGGAUGUUCGAGUCCAUCCGCCGCGCAAAUAUCCUCACUCCGAUGGUCUUGUCAGAAAUUCCCCCUUCUCCUUUCCCUCGUUUCCGUCCUUCCUCUCCAACGUAUCUACCGUGCCCAACCUCACUUAUUAUCAUUAUUAUUAACCACAGACCCAACCUCUUCACCGCCCUCGGCCAACUCCUCGGCAUCGGCGUCACCGCUGCCCUCGUUUGUCGGCUUCACGCGCGAGUUUCUGAAGUGGGACGAGGCGUUUGGCUUCUCGGCGCACCUCGUGUUGCCGGGCUAUCUGUUCUGGGAUCUGUCGGCAGCGAUCGGGCUGGGUUGGUUAGUGUGCUGGCGGUUGGGCCCGGCGCGACGUUGGGUCUGGGUUGGCUCUGGAGAGAGCAUAUCCUGGCGUCGAGGAGGCACAAGGAUGCUUUGACCUGCACGACCCGGGGGUCAGGCCUUGGAGCGUCUGGUCGGUCGGUUUGGGGGAUGUUCUCGAAUACCGUACCUACAUAGCACCGCGUACGUACUACGCAUCCGUGCAGUGGCCACCUCUGUCUUCUCCUUCCUUAGUCCUUCCAGGUUGUU
Messenger RNA from Chaetomium strumarium, 660 nucleotides. RefSeq lists its product as uncharacterized. The transcript has a single exon. NCBI's taxonomy places the organism in Eukaryota, Fungi, Ascomycota, Sordariomycetes, Sordariales, Chaetomiaceae. The record is from RefSeq and is a predicted model, not a curated record. Bases 91 to 588 code for a protein of 165 amino acids.